Symbiodinium sp. CCMP2592 is the source of this 2124-nucleotide messenger RNA. The record is from the annotation of a GenBank genome assembly. NCBI's taxonomy places the organism in Eukaryota, Dinophyceae, Suessiales, Symbiodiniaceae.
AUGCCGAAGAAGCCGAAAAGCGUGUACGCCCUCUUCAGGGAUGAUAUCAAGGACGAGGUGCCCGCUGGGAAAGGAGAGGGAAAGGGGAUGAACUUCGUCAAGACCAAGUUUGCUGAAAUCGAUGAAACCGCGAAGAAAAAGUACAUGGAGCAGGAGGCAGACUUGAAGCAAAAGUACAACGAAGAAGUCAAAACUUACAAAGAGGGCGAGCAGUACAAGGAGUUUGAGAAGACGACGGGCAAGAUCAAGAGGGAAAUGAUGACAGAAGCCAUGAAGGUCAUGACUUUGAAGUUCCUGCGUGACGCACCUCCGGAGCCGCCAAAGAAUCCCUUUGCCAUCUUCGUCGGCGAGAAGAGGCGUAUGUCUGAAGAAUCCAACGGAGCGCCUCCAAAGAAGAGGACGCGUGAAGAAGCCAAAGCGGAGGUGGCAAAACUCAAGGAGGAAUGGGCCAAGCUUGACAAGGAAGCAAAAAACGUUUAUGAUGAAAAGAGAAAGGACCGCUUCAACGAAUGGAAAGAGCAGGUCAAGGCAUACAUGGAGAAGCAGGAAUGGAAGGACUACAUCGAGGAGGCGAAGAUGCUGAAGGUCCCCGUGAAGAGUUUUUUGCCGAACAAGAAGCUGGCGCUGCCUGGCCAGUUUUCACUUCACGAGAUUAAAAAGCUGAAAAACGGCAUGAAGAUUCAACGACCGCCCGAGAAGCCCUACAACUUCCCAGCCAAGCCACCAACCGCACAGAGAAUUUUCUGCUCUGAGAAAAGGAAAGAAGUGGAGGACCCAUCAAAGUUGCUGGAGAUGUGGGGAGCUUUGUCGGAGGAGGAGCGCAAAGUCUACGAGGGAAAACAGCAAGACUUGGCCGCCCAGUAUCGCGAGGACGUUCAGGCUUUUGAAGGCAGUGACGAGGGCAAGGAGUACUUCAAAAGGCUCGCGCAGGUCCGGAAAAGCAAUGCGAUUGCUCAGGCGAAAGACAAGUACUUGGAGGGUAUGCCGAAGAAGCCGAAAGGUGCAAUUCAGCUCUUUCUCCAGGAGAAGCUGAAAGACCUGAAGAAGGCCAAGCCUGAUCUAAAGGGUCCAGAUCUCAAGAACGAAGUUCGCGAGGCAUGGAAAUCUUGCCCAGAGGAGGAAAGAAAGGUUUAUCAGGACAAGGCCGACAACCUCAUGAGUGCAUACGAGGAAUCGUUGAAAGAGUUCAGGGAGACCGAGAACUUCAAGAAGUAUGCAUCGCAAGUCCGGAAGCUCUCCAAGAAGAAACCCGGCGGAGGCAAGGGCAAGGGCAAGGGAAAGCGUUCUGGCAAGUCAAGCAGCGGCAGGGGAAAGGGCAAAGGCAAAGGAGCGAAAAAGAAUCAGAGGGGCCCUGAAGUUCCAGAGAGCAUGCCGAAAAAGCCGAAGUCCGCGAUGCAGCUCUUCAUGAGCAAGAACAAAGGUAGCGGGGGUUUGAAGGCCCAAGCGGAAGCCUGGUCUGCGCUUGGCGCUGAGGGCCAGAAGGAGUACGUAGACGAGGCCAGAUCGCUGUCCGAGCAGACGCUCGGUCGCGACAUGCUGGAAUUUCGAAAAACAGGUGAAGGCAAAAAGUAUCUCAGACUCAAGGCAGCCGCAGCAAAGAAAGCGCGUGUGGACAGUGCUCGAGCAAAGUAUUUGGGCAAGGAGGAUGCCCCCAAGCCUCCUCCAAGUGCUCCUGGUGCUUAUCAGCUCUUCGUCCAGGAAAAGAGGCCCACGCUGCAAUCUGCCGGCAAGUCCGUCGGAGAAGUCGCCAAAGAGAUGUCCCAGAUGUGGGGAAAAUACUCCGAAGAAGAUCGGAAGCCUUACGAACAGCGUGAGGCCGAGCUCAAGGCAGAAUACGAGGACAAAAUGAAGGAGUACAAACAGUCCGAAGCAUACAUCAAGUUUGAGAAGGCCAAGAAUGCUAUCUUCAAGAAGCCCAAGGCCAAAAAGGAGGCAAAGAAAGCCAAGAAGCCCAAGAAGGCCAAGCAGACAAAGCCGAAGGCCAAGGCGAAGGCCAAAGCGAAGGGGAAGGCAAAAGCCAAGGCUCGCGGCCGUGGAAAGAAGCAGGCUAGCGCAAGUGACAGCGAUGUGAUGGGCAGUGACAGUGACAGUGAUAGCGACAGCAGCAGCAGCGACUCCGACUGA